This is a messenger RNA of Eruca vesicaria subsp. sativa (arugula), 531 nucleotides long. NCBI's taxonomy places the organism in Eukaryota, Viridiplantae, Streptophyta, Magnoliopsida, Brassicales, Brassicaceae. The record is from the annotation of a GenBank genome assembly.
GAAGCCGUGGAGGAGACAAUAGAAUCAUAAAAAAAAAAUCAAACUCCUUUUCCUUCCUCAACCACCAAAUCAAUCUCUCUACGUUCCAAAACGGCGUCUAGUUAAUGCCUGGAAGCCACGGAGAGAUCACGGUGGAUGAACAGAACGGAGUCGAUAACGAUCACAAGACGACGACGAGAAGGAGGAAGAAGAAGAAGGAGAAGGAAGAGGACGAGAAUCAAUCAGUAAUACCCUCAAUUUCAAAACCCAGGAAGCGAUUUAUAGAUAAAUUCAGAAAGAAACCCAAAUCACCAAAACGAUCAUCAUCUUCUUCGUCUUCUCGUUCUGGUGGGUCCCAUAAAGGAGGAUGCUUUUCUUUAAGGAGGCGACGGAGAACAGAGGAGGAGGAGGGUUCUCCUUCUUCUCCUGUUUCUGACCCUAACGAUGAAUGCUUUACUCAUGAGAUGUUGAGAGUUAUGUUAGAGACUAAUGAUUUCUUCUCUAAUGACUGUAAUCCACAUCGGUGAUUUUGUGUAAGUUUUUUAUUAAUUG